This is a messenger RNA of Dermacentor andersoni, 1436 nucleotides long. RefSeq lists its product as uncharacterized. Lineage: Eukaryota; Metazoa; Arthropoda; Arachnida; Ixodida; Ixodidae. The record is from RefSeq and is a predicted model, not a curated record.
GCCAGCCGCUGUCGUGCCGAGAUUCAUUCCCUACCAAAGACCUGUUGUCAAACCAAAGACAUCCCUCGUGAAUCAGAAGCUAUACAACAGCUGCUAUCAUGAAGGUAUUCAUCAGUGCUGCUGUUUGCGCCCUCGUGGCCUGCAUUGCCUUCGCUGAAGACGCGAAGAAGAAAGACGAGAAGAAAGACGUGGAGGCUCGUGGAGGCAUCCUGGGUGCUGGAGUCGGACUUGGUGGCGUUGGCGGCGGAUACGGCGCUGGAGUUGGCCCUGGUCUCGUCGGUGCGGGUCUUGGAGGAGCUGGCCUCGGUGGAGUUGGUUCAGCCGGAGUUGGUUAUGGUGGAGUAGGCCUCGGUGGAGCUGGCCUAACCGGAGCCGGUUUCGGCGGCGCAGGCCUCGCUGGAGCCGGUCUCAGCGGCGCUGGACUUGCUGGUCCCGCGCUCGUUGGCCCUGGAGUCGCGGGUGCCGGUGUCGUGGGCAGCCCAGCUCUCGUUGGUGCGGGGCUUGGACACGGCGUUGGCGUCGGCCACGGCGCCGGCGGUGGUUACCAGUCCGGCUACGGGUCUUCAGCUGGAGGCCAUCAAUCUGGAUACCAGGGCGGCGCCUCUGGACACAAUCAGGGAUCCGGAGCAUUCGCCGGUGGAGCGUCUCACAGCAAGGUUAACGCCUACAACAACAAGCAGGGCUACAGCCACAGCUCUGGCUUCUCGUCCAGUGACAGCAAGAAAUUCGGUUCUGGCUUCAACCAGGGAUCUUCUGGUUUCAAAAAUGGCGCUGCGGGACACCAGGCUGGCUUUGGACAGUCCUCGUACGGCAAGGCUGCCGGUGUUGGAGUCGGUGGCGUCGGUCUUCAUGGUUAAAUGCGGGUGCCACUUCUCAGGCUACAGAAACAAUGUGUAGUGUUAGGAUUUGAUUGUGUUGCUCUCAGCUGCGCAAACAAGUUUCUGCUCUUGUAGAAAAGUAUCUUCAUGUGAUAAGUUUACUGAAUUCCAGAAUGACAAUGUGCCGAAACUUUGCUUCAAGUUUAGUUACCUGCCCUCCUGACGAUGGCUUUAUCCGGUGACUAUUUGCAAGGAUAUCCAAGUAACAACACAAGAAACGUUUUCUGUGAGAGGCAAAAACUUUAGUACAAGACAAUUUUUCAGCUCUGUUAAUGGUCAUUCAUUUCUUUAUUCAAAACUAAAAUUUUUUUAUGCAUAAUUUUGUGUUGAACACGAAGGGAAAACUUUAUUAAAGCCGUGUACUUCCCUCUUAGAUCUACAUGCAGUCUUGUACAGUGCGGUACGGGAUAUGAUGCACGUGUCUUUCUGCCAUUUUCAGAGCCUCUUGAAAUUUUGCUCCUGCGGCAUUCUUGUUCCUGUUUUCAAGCACCACUGCUACGUCGUCAAAAUUUUGAAUAAAACAUGCUUUCUAUUGAAUAAACUUUUUGGGCUCCUGCU